Staurois parvus is the source of this 311-nucleotide messenger RNA. The record is from the annotation of a GenBank genome assembly. Lineage: Eukaryota; Metazoa; Chordata; Amphibia; Anura; Ranidae.
AGCACCAAUCCGUUACAGCAUAUGUCCAAAUAGAGUGUGCCCCUUUACAUUAGGUGUCACCAUCAGAGUGCAACUUUACAUCAUGUAUUCCCAUCACAUCAGGUGUGCCCAUCAGAGUGCUCCUUUACAUCAGUUGUCCCCAUCAGAGUGCCCCUUUACAUUAGGUAUCCCCAUCAGAGUGCCCCUUUACAUCAUAUUCCCCAUCAGAGUGCCCCUUUACAUCAUAUUCCCCAUCAGAGUGCCCCCUUACAUCACAUGUGCCCCUUAGAGUGCCCCUUUCCACAGUAUGUGCCCAAGAGUGCCCCUUAACA